UUCCCUCUAUAUAUUUUCUCACUCUUUAUCUACCACCAUCUCCACCGACCUGACCAAUUUUCAGCCUUUGACCACCAUUGACCGCCGUUGACCAUCGUCCACAGAAUCAUCUCCUCCACCCACCAUUUAUACAACCUUGCUUCCACCUUAUUUUCUCCCUUGUUUUAUUAUGUUUUGCCCAAAAAAGGGAAAAAAAAAAGUUCCAUAAUAAAACCACUAACUCCACCGAAAUUUGGAAGACGGUCAAAAGACUCAAAACCACCGAAAAUCUCGAAAACAAAAUCAAAACCGAAUUUAGGUCCAACCACCGAAAACCGGUAUACUAUACCACCGAAAUCAAAUUCCCUGUUAUAUCUCGGUUAAUUCUAGGUGAAGACGUCCAUUUUACGCCCCCCACGUAUAAUAUAACUCGGCCUUUUUUGGAAAAGAUUAUAUUCCAAUUGAUAUCCGGCCAUCUUCCUAAAAAUGCGAGACCUGAAAACCCUGAAGGUUGAGUUUCAUCAUCCAACAAAAGCUGAAGUACUCGUGCAUACCAUUAGUCUGCCAAAAGAAAGCACAGUGGGGGAUCUGAUUAACAACCUCAAGACAAAGGUUGAGUUGUCGAAUCAAGAUGCAGAGCUUCGAUUGGUUGAGGUUUUUUAUCACAAGAUUUACAAGAUUUUUCCUCUCGACGAAAAAAUUGAGCACCUUAUGGAUCAGUACUGGACAUUGCGUGCUGAGGAGAUUCCAGAGGAGGAAAAGAAGCUGGGUCCCCAGGAUCGUUUGAUUCAUGUAUAUCAUUUUACAGAAGAUGCUAAUGGUCAACUUCUGAAUUUUGGGGAACCAUUUUUUUUGGUCAUUCGAGAAGGUGAAACACUAGCUGAAAUUAAAGCACGCAUACAGAAGAAAUUACAAGUUCCUGAUGAGGAAUUCUCCAAGUGGAAGUUUGCAUUUGUAUCUUUGGGCCGGCCUACAUACCUUCAGGAUUCUGAUGUUGUCUCCACCCGUUUUCAGGGACGAGACAUUUAUGGUGCUUGGGAACACUACUUGGGGUUGGAGCACUCCGAAAAUACACACAAACGUUCAUAUGCUCCAAGUCAGAAUGGAAACACAUCCAAGAAGCUAGAAGCAUAACAUCAGCAAAGGUUGUACCAGUUUGUUUACCAUCUUUUAAAAGAUGCGCAAGGACAUUCUGGGAAAUUAAUGUUAGAUGAAUGAAGGCGACAUAGCACCAACCGAAACCUAAUCUUAGUGACGGUUGCGUUUAUGUGGAAUAGUGCUGCUUGUUUUCUCUUUUAAUUCGCUAUUAUGUUGUUUAAAAGAAUUUGUGUGGAACGCUUGUUUUCUCUUUUAAUUGGCUAUUAUGUUGUUUAAAAAACCAGAAACCGUUGUAGUGUUGUUAAAUCCCUUUUCUGACAAUGGCGAUGGCAAUGGACUUUUCUUUUUAA
Messenger RNA from Erigeron canadensis, 1427 nucleotides. Its product is annotated as ubiquitin C-terminal hydrolase 13-like. The transcript is spliced from 10 exons. The record is from RefSeq and is a predicted model, not a curated record. The coding region runs from base 466 to 1113 and encodes 215 amino acids. NCBI's taxonomy places the organism in Eukaryota, Viridiplantae, Streptophyta, Magnoliopsida, Asterales, Asteraceae.